Diachasma alloeum is the source of this 1096-nucleotide messenger RNA. RefSeq names its product N-acetylglucosaminyl-phosphatidylinositol de-N-acetylase (gene PIG-L). The transcript is spliced from 5 exons. Gene Ontology annotation, molecular function: N-acetylglucosaminylphosphatidylinositol deacetylase activity. NCBI's taxonomy places the organism in Eukaryota, Metazoa, Arthropoda, Insecta, Hymenoptera, Braconidae. The record is from RefSeq and is a predicted model, not a curated record. The coding region runs from base 161 to 1024 and encodes 287 amino acids. Gene Ontology annotation, cellular component: endoplasmic reticulum. Gene Ontology annotation, biological process: GPI anchor biosynthetic process.
GAACAACCGAUGAUUCCACUUCCACCGUCUUCGACCUCUCCCGGUUCACGUGAACCCCCUGCACUCUCCCUCGGAGUGCAAUGAUGGUGCCGGGAAAUCCGUGAAUAACCAGAGAAAAAAAUCAAUAAAACGUAAUUAUUUGAUGAUUUAAUGGGGGAAGAUGCUCGAUAUCGAGACAAUAUCGCAAUUAAUUAGCGAUCAGAUUAAUGGUAUUGGUGACUGGUGGUGGUGGUACGUCAAGGAGAUAUCAUGGCAAUUAAUUCUUGCACCAAUAGCUUACGUACUCGUAUGUAUAUUUAUUUAUCAAUUGCUGAAGAGGGUUAAUCAUCGAGCAUGGCAACUACCAGGACCACCAGGCAGACUCCUGCUCGUUACAGCACAUCCAGACGAUGAGGUCAUGUUCUUUGGACCAAUGAUAUAUUGGCUUACUAAAUUAAGGAGUAGCAAUGUUUAUUUGCUGUGCUUCACCACUGGUGGGCACAGGAGGAGGAAACAGGAGCUGUGGUCUUGCGCAAAGAUCAUGGGGAUUCCUGAGGGAAAUGUAACUAUUUUAAUGAAUUCAGAGCUACCUGAUGACCCAAAAGUACAAUGGCCGGGAGAAAUUGUGGCAGAGCAUAUUUUGCAAUAUAUAGAGACAUAUAAGAUAAAUGCAGUAGUCACCUUCGAUAAACACGGUGUGAGCGGACAUAGAAAUCAUAUAUCGUUGUUUUAUGCCGUUGCAUCGCUGUGCAUCGAGAAGAAAAUACCCUCCUAUUGCAAACUGUACAUUCUGGAAUCUGUUAAUUUGAUAAGAAAAUACGUCCAGCUUUUGGAUCUACCAAUCAGUCUGUUGACGUCUUCCUACUGGUAUUUGGUCACUUACGAGCAACGUAAACUCAUUCACAGAGCAAUGGCAGCCCACAAAUCCCAAUACGUCUGGUUCCGAAAGCUCUACAUGCUCUUCUCCAGGUACACAUUCAUCAACACCCUCCAGGAGGUGAACGCCCUGGACCUGGAGCUCGAUUUUCAGUACGACGAUGAUUAAACCAAAUUUGUAAAAUUCUCCCUCUUUAACUUAAGCUGUACAUAGACCAAAUAAACCAAAAAUUUAUCUACA